This is a messenger RNA of Monodelphis domestica (gray short-tailed opossum), 2521 nucleotides long. It is a transcript of the gene FBXL13, whose product is annotated as F-box and leucine rich repeat protein 13. Lineage: Eukaryota; Metazoa; Chordata; Mammalia; Didelphimorphia; Didelphidae. Gene Ontology annotation, molecular function: protein binding. The record is from RefSeq and is a predicted model, not a curated record. Gene Ontology annotation, cellular component: SCF ubiquitin ligase complex. Gene Ontology annotation, biological process: SCF-dependent proteasomal ubiquitin-dependent protein catabolic process.
GAAUCCUGAGGCAGCCGCUUGCUUAGAACGGUGCUGGAGUACGAAGAGGAAAAGCUUGGCUUUAUUGCCCUCCAGACUUGGCUAGGCCCAGCCCACCAGGGCAGACCCAAAGAUGUUCUGCCCUGAACGAUGCCACCCUAGAGAUGAAGAACUGCUUCAGGCAGCAGGACCUACCCCAGGUGUCCGAGGUCCUGUUUAGUGGUCUACUCAUUUCACUCCCAGAGAAUCCACUGAUAUUUUUAGGGGAAAAAAAAGAUCAUGGAACUAGCAGGAAAUGGGCUUGAAAAUAUUUCAUGGGACAUUUAAUGGAUCCAUCAGUGACACAGAAAUUUCAAAAGAUGCCUAAAAUGUUCCUAGGACGAUCUUCUUACCUUGAAGAACUAGUGAAAAUGGCCGACAGAGAAAAAAGGACAAAAUCAAAAAAAAAGGAAACUGAAAAGAUUAAAGAAGAUUUUUAUAGCCUUGAAAGAUUUCGAUCAUUAGAUACCAUGUCAUCUGUUGAAUCAGUAGUGACACCUACAUGUGACAUUUCAAAAUUACCUGAAAAAGUAAUAGUACAGAUUUUCCGUUUUCUAAGUAUCAUUGAUCUGGCAAAAUGUGCUGAAGUCAACAAGGACUGGAGAUCCAUGACACAGUUACGAGCAUUGUGGAGUGAUAUGAAUUUUUCUGUAGUGUGCCACAUGGUCUGUGAUGAAUACAUAGGGAAAAUACUCCAAAAAUGGCAAUCCUAUGUGUUACGUUUGAAUUUCCAUGGCUUUUCUUCUCUUCAUUGGUCUUCCUUUAAAUUCAUCAAUCAGUGUAAAAAUUUGCAAGAACUAAAUGUCUCUGAAUGCAAAGGACUAAAUGAUGAUUUAAUGAAAUAUGUAUCAGAAGGCUGCCCAGCUCUGGUUAAUCUGAAUGUAGCUCACACAGAUAUUUCUAACAGAACACUAAGACUACUAUCAAGACAUUUCCCCAACUUACAGAAACUUAGUUUGGCUUAUUGCAGGAAAUUCACAGAGAAAGGUUUACCAUACCUGAAUUCAGGCAAAGGGUGCCACAAGCUCACCGAUUUGGACCUUUCAGGUUGUACUCAGAUUUCAGUUCAAGGCUUCAGAGAUAUUGCAAGCAGCUGCACUGGAAUAAAGCACUUAGUUAUCAAUGAUAUGCCAACUCUGACAGAUAGUUGUAUAAAAGUUUUAGUUGAUAAGUGCAAACAACUUACAUCUGUAAUAUUCAUUGGUUCACCACAUCUCUCUGACACUACUUUUAAAUACCUUACUGACUGCUCACUUAGCAAAGUCCGAAUUGAAGGGAAUAAUCGGAUCACUGAUUUAACUUUCAAACUUAUGGAGAAAUGUAGUGAGUAUCUCAGUCAUAUUUGCAUGACAGACUGUCAGAGGAUUACCGAUACCUGUCUACAGUCAAUUGCUAAUUUGGGAAAACUUCGUGUAUUGAAUUUAACCAAUUGUAUAAGAAUUGGUGAUAAUGGCAUAAGGAACCUCUUUGAUGGAAUUUCAGGCUUAAAGCUUAGAGAACUGAAUUUAAAUAGCUGUGGCCAAUUAAGUGAUCUUGCCCUUGCAACAAUGGGAGAAAGGUGUCGAAGCCUUACCUACUUGAAUUUACGUAAUUGUCCACAGUUGUCUGAUUGUGGGAUUGAGUUCAUUACACAGAUUCCCAGCUUGAUUUCAAUUGAUAUUUCUGCAACAGCCAUCACGGAUGAGGCAUUGACAUCACUCUCCAAACAUAAAAAAUUAAAAGAACUUACUGUUUCUGAGUGUGAAUAUAUCACAGAUUUCGGGAUUAAGGAAUUCUGUCAGUCGACUCCAAUUUUGGAACAUUUAGAUACUUCUUUCUGCGUCAAGCUUUCUGGAGACAUUUUGAAAAUUGGCGCCAGUAGGUGCCCUAGACUUACAUCACUCAGCAUUGCUGCCUGUCCAAAGAUAAAUGACUUGGCCAUAAAGAUUUUGAGCAAAAAAUGCCAUUACCUUCAUAUCUUGGAUAUCUCCGGAUGUAUCUUCCUUACUGACAAAGUCAUUGAAUACCUUCUGGAAGGCUGCAAACAGCUUCGGGUCUUGAAGAUGCGCUACUGCAAGCGGAUUUCCAAGGAAGCAGAUUACCGCAUUUCAUCUCAUGUUCAGCACAGUGAACACAGUACUGAAGAUCCCCCCUUUUGGUUUGGCUAUGAUUACAAAGGCACCAUCUACCACGACAGAAUUAAAGUCUUGUAUACAAAGAAAAGAAAGUCAUCACUGGAAGGUUCGGAGGAUAUAGAAAAUGCAUUCAGCAAUUAAUCUUCUGCAUUACAAGAUGCCUCCAAAAUCAAAGAAUAACAUCAACCAACCUAGAAUUAACGUGUUCCUUGAAUCACUUUUGUUUGCUUGGAAAAAGUAUUUUUAUUAGUUGGACCUCAUUAACAAUGUUUCCUUAAAGAGGCAGUAGUGAUUUAGCUUCAGUUUCUUGUUCCAGCUAUAAUUCCUAAAGUCAUUACUGGUUCAUCUUAAUCUAUAAUAAUAAAUAAAGAAAUAUAUAAGCAAAGUCA